AUGCUGAUCAACACAAUCCUCGUUGGUGCACUCGCUGCCGUGGCUCAUGCCGCCCAGGGCACCUUGCAACAGAUGACUGGAGACUUCGGGCCUAACCCGACAAACACGUUCAUGUUUUUCUACAAGCCGGCGCAGUUGGCCAAUCCGCCCUCGCUUCUGGUCGCGAUGCAUUUCUGCACAGGCACGGCAGAGGCUUACUUUACGGGAACGCAGUAUGCGGAUCUGGCAGACCAGCUGGGGUUCAUUGUCAUCUAUCCGCAGUCACCCGACGGUUCCGGCGGGUGCUGGGACGUCCAUACGAACGCAACGCUGACGCACAAUGCCGGAGGCGACUCGCUCGGGAUCGCGUCUAUGACCCGGUUCGCGAUCGACAACUGGGGCGUGGACGCCAACCGAGUGUUUGCGACGGGAACAAGCUCGGGAGCCAUGAUGACCAGCGUGCUGAUGGGCGCGUACCCGGACCUGUUCAAAGGCGGCGCUGGAUUCUCAGGAGUCGCAUUCGGGUGCUUCGAGGGUCCAGACGCGUGGAACGAGCAGUGCGCUCUAGGAGAGCGGAUCAUGACGCCGCAGCAAUGGGGUGAUCUCGUCCGUAGCGGCUUCCCGGGCUUCGCCGGCCAGCGCCCGAAGGUGCAGGUCUGGCACGGCACAGCGGAUACUACGUUGUUCCCGCAGAACUUCUUCGAGGAGAUCAAGCAGUGGACGAACGUCUUCGGCUAUUCGGCGACGCCGAUCUCGAAUAUCACCAACGAUCCGCAGGCGGGGUACUCUUUUGCGACGUUCGGUCCGAACUUCGAGGCGAUUUUGGCGCAGGGUGUAGGGCACACCGUACCAGAGCAUGCGGAGAACGUCUUGGAGUUUUUCGGACUUAGCUAG
Molecule: messenger RNA, 873 nt
Organism: Punctularia strigosozonata HHB-11173 SS5
Lineage: Eukaryota; Fungi; Basidiomycota; Agaricomycetes; Corticiales; Punctulariaceae
Product: carbohydrate esterase family 1 protein
Exons: 5
Coding region: 1-873 (290 amino acids)
Cellular component (GO): extracellular region
Molecular function (GO): hydrolase activity
Source: RefSeq, a predicted model, not a curated record